UAAAUAAAUAAAUAAAUCUACACUUCACAGUUCACGUUGCUUCACGUGUUGUGUGACUUGAUUUUCAAAAUAAAAAUUGAUAAAAAUAAUAUAAAUAAGUGACAAUGGCUGAUGAGAAAGGAAUUAGAGUACCUGAUUUGGAUUGGAUUCAGUUGAGAAAAGAUAUGGGCAGUGAGGAAGGGUUGGAAACUUAUUUUGAUAAAAUGAAAAAAAAAAUGAAAGAGAAUCCUCUCAUUGGUGUUGGAUGUGUUGCAACUCUUGCGGCUCUUUCAUUUGGCUUAUGGAAUUUUCAACGAGGAAAUCAACAAAUGUCACAAUACAUGAUGCGUGCUCGUGUUAUUGCACAAGGUUUCACAAUCUUUGUUGCUGCUGGUAGUUUAUCAUUAGCAGCUGCAAAAAAAAAACAAGAAGAAAAACAAGAAAAUUCAUGAAAAAAUUGAUUAUUAAUUUGCAAGAAAAAAAUAAUUUUUAGAAUUAUUUUUUGGCUCAUUUUGUGAGAAUCUGAUUUAUUUAGAUAUUGUACAUACACUGUUAAGAAAAAUGAAAAUUAUAAUAAAUCAAAACUCAUAAUAUUUAUGGAAAAUAAUAAUUUAAAUGCCAAAAUUAAUUUCAAGAGGAAGAUUAUAAUAUUUUUUAUUAUAUUUUACUGGUAAUUAACAAUCAGUAUCUUUACAUUUUUGUAUGUUUAAAUUAUGAUUAAUUUUAUUUUUUUUCUUCCACUUAAAUAUUUAUUUAUUAAUUUAUAUAAAGGGAAAAUUAUUCACUCUUCUUAAAUACUACAAAUAAUUUUAACUAUUGCUACAUUGACAUCAUGCUCUUUUACAAUUCUUACAUUUUUUAAAUUUGUUUAAAAAAAAAAACAAAAAAAGAAAAAUCAUAAUGACUCUUGAAUUUAUACAAAACAGUAAAAAAAAAAAUAAAAAUAAAAAUAAUUUUUUUUUAAUAUAAAAAUUGAAAAGAUGACGUUAACUUUUCAAUACAUAUUUUUGCAAUUAUUUGACAACAUUUUAUGCAUGAGUUAUUUGCAAAUUAAAAAUUGAAAAAUAGUAAUAAUAAUCUUAUGGAAAUAUUAAUUAAAUAUGGCUAUAAAAUAUGACAAUCAGGAUUCAUUCUUCAAUUCAGUCUUGGGGAAAAAAAAAAUGCAUCUUAGGAAAUAUCUACCUGGUCCUCAUAUAGCCAUCAACGAAUAUUGCCAAUAGUCUGAGCUAUUUUAUUUUGAUAAUAAUUAUUUUUGUUUUGUUUUUUUCUUUGAGUAUUAUUACGAUGGCUCAUUUACAACUUUAACGAUACAUUAGUAAUUAAAUUAUAAUAUUUAAUCAUGAUUUUUAUUUGAAAAUGGCCAAUGAGAUUUAAGUGUACUUGUACUUAAUUUACGUGUACCACUCAUGCUCAAUGAUCGUGAACGUAAACUUGGAGGACUAUUUGAACUGCAACUACUUAGACUUGUACUUGGUGUUAGACCAAAUAUUUCCUGCACAGUUGGUCUUGAAUUUGUGUAAUCAGAUUGAACUGAUUCUGAAAUAAAUAUAUUUAAAAAUUAACA
Messenger RNA from Aphidius gifuensis, 1543 nucleotides. Its product is annotated as HIG1 domain family member 2A, mitochondrial. Bases 105 to 431 code for a protein of 108 amino acids. NCBI's taxonomy places the organism in Eukaryota, Metazoa, Arthropoda, Insecta, Hymenoptera, Braconidae. Gene Ontology annotation, cellular component: mitochondrion. The record is from RefSeq and is a predicted model, not a curated record. The transcript has 2 exons. Gene Ontology annotation, biological process: mitochondrial respirasome assembly.